This is a messenger RNA of Gekko japonicus, 3602 nucleotides long. RefSeq names its product 3-ketodihydrosphingosine reductase (gene KDSR). NCBI's taxonomy places the organism in Eukaryota, Metazoa, Chordata, Lepidosauria, Squamata, Gekkonidae. The record is from RefSeq and is a predicted model, not a curated record. The coding region runs from base 112 to 1122 and encodes 336 amino acids. The transcript is spliced from 10 exons. Gene Ontology annotation, cellular component: endoplasmic reticulum membrane. Gene Ontology annotation, biological process: sphingolipid biosynthetic process. Gene Ontology annotation, molecular function: 3-dehydrosphinganine reductase activity.
GCGACGCGGCCGGUCAGUCAGAGAGGCGGCCGUGGCAGCUGCGGAGGGUCGGGGUCUCUUCCCGCCCGUGUUCGGCCGAGCCUCUGCGUCUGGCGGCGGCGGGUUCCCGAGAUGCCCUGGGUCGCCCUCCUCUUGGCGGUGGGCGGGGUCGCCCUCCUCUCGGCCUUCCUCCUGCUGCUCUACCUCGCGUCGCUGGUGACCAGCCCCAAGCCUCUGGCGCUGUCCGGCGCGCACGUCGUGGUAACCGGUGGCUCCAGUGGCAUUGGAAAAAGUAUUGCCGUGGAAUGCUUCAAGCAAGGUGCUUUUAUAACACUGCUUGCAAGAAAUGAGAGUCGGCUGUUGGAGGCAAAGAAGGAAAUUGAAAAAUAUGCAGUUAAUGAUAAGCAGGUUGUACACUGCAUCUCGGUAGAUGUUUCUAAAGACUAUGCAAAUGUGGAGCGGGUCCUAAAACAAGCUCAAGAGAAGUUGGGUCCGGUCGAUAUGCUUGUAAAUAGUGCUGGGACUUCGGUUACUGGAAAAUUUGAAGAUCUCAACACCAAGAAUUUUGAGGAACUGAUGUCUGUCAACUACCUGGGUAGUGUUUACCCAACUCAUGCAGUAAUUACCACCAUGAAGGAACGAAGAAUGGGAAGGAUUGUGUUUGUGUCAUCCCAGGCUGGGCAACUUGGACUAUUUGGUUACACAGCUUAUUCUGCAACAAAGUUUGCACUUCGAGGAUUAGCGGAAGCUUUGCAAAUGGAGGUAAAGCCCUAUAAUGUCUAUAUCACAGUUGCCUAUCCUCCGGAUACAGACACACCUGGCUUCGCAGAAGAAAGUAAGACAAAGCUUUUAGAGACCAGGCUUAUUUCAGAAGCAUCACCUGUCUGCAAACCUGAUCAUGUUGCUAGAAUCAUCGUUAAAGAUGCCACACAAGGAAAAUUCGGGAGUUCUGUUGGUACUGAUGGCCACAUGUUGAACGUCAUAACUACUGGAAUGUCGCCAAUGACUUCUCUUGGUGAAGCUCUAGAAGCGAUAAUUUGUACAGGUUUUUUCCGCCUCCUUAGCCACUACUAUACAGCAAGCUUUGACAACAUAGUUCGCCGCUGCAUGAUACAAAAGGAGAAAUCUGAAAAAAUGGACUGAACGUGAGCACUGCUUAAACAAGUUAAUUUGCUGCUAAAUGGGACUCCCUUUCUGGCCUGAAUAAGGCUCAUAUGAAUAGACGGUGUGCAUGACAGGAGGUGUGGUCCCCUGUGGUGAAGGAAGGAAAUAAAUGUACAGCACUAGAAAAUGAGGUUAUGCAGAAGCGCUAAUGAAGAAGACUGCACACACACACACACACACCCGUGCUUUGAACUAAUAAGCAGAUUGUUGCCUUAGAAAUGAGCCUUUUGAAGGGGCAGAACUUCAGUGGCCUCUUUGCUAUCAGCUUUGGAUCAUUAUUAAUUUACCCCUUUGUUAGCAGUGGGGAAGGAUUGAUUCAGUGACCUAUAUCUUAAUCUAAGGGCUGGUUCUGAUGCGUUUUGUGACUUCCCACACACAAGUGUCCCACCUCAGAUUUCAUAAGGAGGGGGUGAUGUACUUACCAUUGAAAUGAAUCAUGUGAUUGCUGCUUGGGACGUAGCCUCCUUAUGUGAAUUGUGGUUGGUCAACUUACAGGGGAAGUAGCCAAGUGUGAGUUUCAGAGUUGGCAGAAAAAAUGGUAAUCCGAGUGUGUGGCUUUGAUGCAGGAGGGAUUUUUAAGUGAGCACUGCUCCCCUCGAAAUCCGAGGUGUUACAAAAAUUGAGUGAAAGGACAUCACCGUUUCAGAGAAUAAAUAUUUGAAAUGCCCUUAAGAAUGCAGCCCUGGAGAUUAAUUUGGGUUUCCUCCUACCCAGUCUUUAGGGUGUUGUCUAACACUGGAUAUCUUGACUAACCUUUCCCACUCCUGAUGGUAUACAGUAACUUUUGUGAAGUAUUCCCCAUAUUGUAUUAACCAAGCACUAUAUUAUGUAAUAUAUGGAAAUCCUUGAUGGCAGAACUGUACCUGCAUGAUCCUAAGUUCUCAGUGUAGGAGUAAUGAAGUAUGCUUUUAGCAAUUGUGUAUCUUAAAGGGAAAUGAAGGAACUUUUUCUUCACUGAGCAAUAUUAGGAGAAUAUUUCUGUCCAUGACAAAGGAAAUCCAGUUUAAGCAGUUAGAAUUAGAAGUGUUUUGUAUAUGUCUUCAUUAUGUGUAACUUCAUGUUUGUCUCUGUCGGCUGUGUAAGAGAGGUGGCUUUUAUGCUGCUGUAAUUCAGACUUUAGAAAUGCGAACGAGCCAGUCAAAUACUAGAUUUUACUACAGUUAAAUGUAGCUCAAGGAAGUGCUAGGGUCCUUCUUUGGUGGCAGAGUAACUUUCAAGACGGUCCUUACUGUGUUACUCCCCAGAUGUCAGUUCGCUUACUGCAUACAAUCUGGGUUCAGAAGAAGCCAGCACCAGUAGCAUUUACUUACCUUCUAUAUGAAUGAAGACUGGUUCCUGUUUAGGUCCAGAUUUCAUAUCCCCUCAGUGCCCAGUUCCUAAUGAAAAUUCUUGCUAUACCCUGACAUUAUUUAAGUGCCUAAGAUUAAUCUUUCUCGCAACAGCCUCAACUUUUACAUUUAUUUAGUAGGAAUACACAAAAAAAUAGAAGUAGUUGAAUUCUAUUUUUUUUUACAUGUCCUCCAUAGAUCAUCUUUUGGGGCCAGAUCAUUCCCACCAAGUUCAACUUAAUUAGCAAGUCUUCCAAAUAUUAAUAGAUGUUUAGAUUCUUAUAGUUUUACACCGUUAACCAGAGAGAUGCUGAGUGGCCAUAUUCACUUCUGGGUUCUUGUGCACAGGUCUUGGGUUUUCUAAAUGCUGUGUAAGCGAACCUGUAUAUUGCCAACCUUAACUAUGCGCUUGAGCUGUUCUGGCACUUUGAGGGACUCUGUCCAGAGGACUGUGUAAUUGGCCUUGGUGACUUCUGCUAGCUUUCAUGUUAAGGGGACAGACACUGGAAGUUAGCAAGUUAAUUUGCAGUUGCCUUGGAAAUCAGCAGCUUUGCAUGUGCUCCUUAGAACAUCUUUAUGGGAAGCAUUGAAGCAGAGUUUGCUGUCCUCUGCUACAUUGAACUUUGUUCAUGCAUGUACUGGGAAUGAUUUUUUUUUUACAGCUCCAGACUAUUCUGAUUGGCUAGCAGGUUAACUGGGUCAGAUUCUGAAAUACUUUAAAGCAAGUGAGAAGUGCCAGAUACUUUAAGGGGCCACUCAGACAUCUGCUUUUCACCACUCCUGACGGUUAGCUGCUUUGCAUGUUUAAUUUUAAUGGGAGAAAGCAAAGGAUAUUGAGCUCUCAUGCUGAAAUCGACAGGACUUAAGCAUGCCUGUCUGACCAGAUCACAUCGUUGGUUGUUUUCUUUGCUUGUCACAUGUCCAGGUUUGCUUCAGCUCUAAAUGCUAAACUUAGUCUGUUAUUUAGAGUUUUGGAUCAUGUUCAGAUUUAAUAGUGUGCUAAAGAAAAAAGAAGGAAAUGAGUAAUUAUCCUAAAAUUGUUGACUGUGAAACAUUAGGCACUUUUGAGUGUUAAUACUGAACAUGGCUAAAACCCACAUUCCAUUUAUGGUUGUUGCUUAACAAAGUACU